Pollicipes pollicipes is the source of this 2087-nucleotide messenger RNA. RefSeq lists its product as uncharacterized. The transcript is spliced from 8 exons. Bases 108 to 1322 code for a protein of 404 amino acids. NCBI's taxonomy places the organism in Eukaryota, Metazoa, Arthropoda, Thecostraca, Pollicipedomorpha, Pollicipedidae. The record is from RefSeq and is a predicted model, not a curated record.
GUGCCGGUGGUACGUGGGCGCGGGGCGGGGAGUGCCGGUUGCGUGCGGACGUUCCAUGCGUACUGUAGAGAGUGGAUAAUCGGUCGAUACUCGGCGGACCGCGAGCAAUGCUGGUCGAUAAAAACCACCCGGGGCGGCGGCCCGCCCCGAUGAACCUAACCAGCUACAAUCAGCUGAUGGCCCACGCCGAGCUGGGCCGACACGGGCCGGCCAGCGGCGGACAGAGAGAGAUGUCGCCCGGCCGGGAGGGCGCCGCCGACGACGGCUGCACGCUCCGGAAGGCGGUGCUCUGGUACUGCAAGGACACGCUGCUCAGCCGCUGGAACUGGAAGGAGCGCUACUUCAUCCUCACCGCCGACUACCUCUCCUGCUUCAAGAAGGCCAAGAGCCAGUAUUCGGACAUGGGGGCCUUCCUGUUCAAGCUGCCGCUGGCCUCUCUGACCGGUAUUGAGUGGCAGAGAAUGCGGGGCCAGGCGGCCGUGGCCAUCUGCGACCCACGCGAGGGACGCAUACUGAUCAGAGCCACGCAAGACGUCUUGGACCAGUGGUACAAGGCUCUGAAGCAGGCGUCCGAGAGCAGCCGCGAGCGGCGGCGCUACUUGCGUCUCUCUAGCACCAACCUGUCAACGCUGGGGCUGGCAGCGGUCGGCGGCGGCGCGCGGCCAGCACUCAGCGACUCCAGCCCGGCCAUCGACCGGCUCUGCGAGCGGGUUGAGCGCGAGGUGUGGGGUGCCGGCGGCUCGGCCGGCCGCCUCAUGCGCCGCCAGAAGAGCGAGCUCGACGCCGGUGUCGUGAUGAGGCGUCAGCUGCACUACGCCAGCCAGAAGCGUCUCAACCGGCACUCGAUGAUGCCCGAGAUUGACAUCUACAGCCCCGGUCAUCAAGUCUCCACUGACGUCAUAAGUCGCAGCAACAUCAUUCGGAGACACAAUGACUCUCUCGACUCAGCAGGUCAUUCUCCUUCCACCACCCCCUCCAAGUCAUCUGUCAGCAGCUCCGAGGGCUCCUCCGUGCAGCUGAGGGGUGGCCCAGGUGGCGCUAGCCUCUCCCGUGGCGCCGGUAUAGAUGGCAGCACCACCGGCCAGCGGACCAGCUCCGUACGCCGUCGGAGUCGGGGCCGCACGCCCACCGGCGUCCACGGAGACCAAAUACGGCCGCAGAGCAUGGUCUGCGACGGAUCUGGCGACUCGACCGAUGUGGUGAUGCGCAAAAAGGACCGCACCACGCAGCUACGUCAGGAAUACCGCGUUCAGAACCGGCGCAGCUGUGACGUUACGCUCCUAAACCGACGCUCAGCCUACCUGGCCCAGUACGAACAUUGAGCCGGCGGCGGCGAAGCGGCGACACUGCGCUUGACCCAGCUGGACGAGGAUGAGGCGGACCUGACUCAACUCAACCUUACUCAACUGAACCCGGUUCAUCAGAGCUUCCAGGGUUUCAGCGCGCUGCGAACUGAACGCCUGCUGCGGAUGCCAGGCUCCGUCGCCAUUGAUUCGGCUGAAGACUCGGUGAGCCCAGACAGUGCCAGAGUGUGAUAGCCCGUGUGGUGGCAGUUGUGCACAGGCCACCCGCCGCUGCAGGCAUGGAAAGUUGGAGCAAUGCUCCGCGGUUUGCGGGACGCUCAUCUGAAAGGCUUUUAACCAGGUCACAACUCACCAUGUCACCUGCCGACAGGUGCCAAACGCUGGUGGACAACGUGCAGAUAUCUAGAUGUGUUUAGCAUGGGGUAGCCAAGUCUUUGUGCAGGAUCAAGCGCGAAAAUGCGGAUUUGUUGGCUCAUUUCCUGGCUGUGCAUGCGCCGGUAUUCCAAACUUGUUUGUGUUUCACGAUAUCCCAGGCGCGUUUUCGGCUGGUGUAGUGAACUUUCAGCUGCUGGUGACCUUGGUCUUGACCUGUUCACCCUCUGUCCCUGUCUGUCCCUGCAUGCUAAGGGUAGACCCAACCUUCCGAAAAUUUGUUCAGGAUAAUCUCUUAUUGUCCCGUGCAUGGUGCGUGAUUUGUGUCGUGUUUACGCAUUUAUUUAAUGUUCGUUAACCUAUGACACAAUGUGAUAAGUGUUCUGUGUUAACAAUAAACCGCCAAUGUCG